AUGAAACUGUUAGAAUUUUUUUUAAUGUUAAUGUUGUUUACUAUUAGCACAAGUAGUGCUAGAAGGGAUAAUACAUUGAAGGUGGCUAAUGAAGAAAAAGACUACUUGAAUUGGAUUCAUCGCAUGAGUUCUCGCAAUCAUUCUGUUUUCCAAGAAGCUAAGAACAAAUUAGAGCCUUGUAAAUUUAUUAAGGUGAAUAAAAACCCGAAAUUCGGAGAUUUUACUACGGUUCAGAAGGCUAUUGAUUCAAUCCCAAUAGUCAAUUCUUGUCGAGUGGUUAUUUCUGUUAGUCCUGGAACUUACAGGGAAAAGAUUGAAAUUCCAGCAACAAUGGCUUACAUUACCCUGGAAGGUGCUGCUUCACAUAAAACAACUAUCAAAUGGGAUGACACUGCAGAUAGGACAGGAAAAAGUGGCCAACCAAUGGGAACUUAUGGUUCCGCAACUUUUGCUGUUAAUUCCCCCUAUUUCAUUGCCAAAAACAUCACCUUUAAGAAUGUAGCACCACCACCACCAUCAGGGGCACUAGGAAAGCAAGCGGUGGCAUUAAGAAUAUCGGCAGACACAGCGGCGUUCAUAAAUUGCAAGUUCAUUGGAGCACAGGACACACUGUAUGAUCACAGGGGCAGGCACUAUUUCAAGAACUGUUAUAUUCAAGGUUCUGUAGAUUUUAUAUUUGGUGAUGGGCUCUCCCUUUAUGAGAAUUGUCAUUUACGUGCAAAAACAAAAAGCUAUGGGGCAUUGACAGCCCAGAAGAGGGAGAGUUUACUGGAGGAAACUGGAUUCUCUUUUCUCAAUUGCAAAGUUACUGGAUCUGGUGCUCUUUACUUGGGCAGGGCUUGGGGUACUUUCUCUAGGGUCGUAUUUGCUUACACUUAUAUGGAUAAAAUUAUCACAUCAAAGGGAUGGUAUGACUGGGGAGAUAAGAACAGGCAUAUGACGGUAUUUUAUGGGCAAUUCAAGUGUUCAGGACCAGGGGCAGACCAUGGUGAAAGGGUGAAAUGGUCCAGGGAGCUCACUGAACAAGAAGCUAAACCGUUUAUCUCACUCAGUUUCAUAGAUGGUCAUGAAUGGUUACUCCAUAUUUGAUUUCUUUGAUGGCAGUCAGCAGUCUUUACUCCUGUACAAUUACGCAACUCAUAUUGCAAAGUUAGAAAAUUAUUUUUCCCA
This is a messenger RNA of Solanum pennellii, 1170 nucleotides long. RefSeq names its product probable pectinesterase 53. Gene Ontology annotation, biological process: cell wall modification. The coding region runs from base 1 to 1089 and encodes 362 amino acids. The transcript is spliced from 4 exons. Gene Ontology annotation, molecular function: pectinesterase activity. NCBI's taxonomy places the organism in Eukaryota, Viridiplantae, Streptophyta, Magnoliopsida, Solanales, Solanaceae. The record is from RefSeq and is a predicted model, not a curated record.